AUGGCUGCGGCUGCGGGCGGCGGAACCAAGGCGAGCGCCAACAUGUGGGCCGUGCUCGCCGACGAGGAUCCUGGCGACAACGAGGCAGCCAAGAUACGUGAGAGGGAGACCAAGGGCAGAGAAGCCGCGGAAUACAAGCACCAGCAGACGGUGGUGGCGGCGGCCUCGGAGGCCGCUGUCGGCAACGCGCAGAGCAGCGCCGCUGGGACGUACGGCCGCAACGAGAAGAAGGCGCGGAACGAGCGCAGCAGGAAGCAGAGGAAGAAGCUGCAGCCGGUAGCCGGCGGCAGUGAUACGCAGGCUGCUGCAUGCGGCCGUGGCGGCGGUCCUCAUCGCCUUCUGGGUGCAUGCUGCUGCGCCUCCUCACACCGCAGCAUGACCAUAGCUGCUGCCAAGGCAAUAUUUAUUAUAACAUGA
Molecule: messenger RNA, 417 nt
Organism: Miscanthus lutarioriparius
Lineage: Eukaryota; Viridiplantae; Streptophyta; Magnoliopsida; Poales; Poaceae
Source: the annotation of a GenBank genome assembly